Messenger RNA from Patella vulgata (common limpet), 1806 nucleotides. RefSeq names its product cytochrome P450 3A24. Lineage: Eukaryota; Metazoa; Mollusca; Gastropoda; Patellidae. Gene Ontology annotation, molecular function: heme binding; iron ion binding; oxidoreductase activity, acting on paired donors, with incorporation or reduction of molecular oxygen. Bases 1 to 1518 code for a protein of 505 amino acids. The transcript has 6 exons. The record is from RefSeq and is a predicted model, not a curated record.
AUGGUUGCAUCAUCUGAAGGAUUAGAUCUCUGUUUUAACAGGCAUCUACAUAGACAUUUUAACCAGUUCCAUCGCCUUGGUAUUCGAGGACCCAGACCAUCCCUGGUUUGUGGCAACCUGGCUGAGUUAUUGCAGAAGGGGCAGCAUCAGGCUAUACAGGACUGGACAAGCGAGUAUGGACGAAUAUUUGGAUAUUUUGAGGGAUACACACCGGUUAUCACUGUUGGGGAACCUGAUUUGCUGAAAGAUAUCCUGGUGAAAGACUACCCUAACUUUAAAAGACGAAAGUCGUUUCCCUUGGCACCCAAGAAAAGUCUAGGGCUAUUUUUAGAGGAAGGUGAUCAAUGGCGGAAGAGUCGAUCUUUACUAACCCCAGCUUUUAGUUCUGGAAAAAUGAAGCAAAUGUUCUCAAUAAUGAACGAUUGUACCGAUUUGAUGAUCACAAACUUGGACGAAAAGGCGGAUCGGAGCGAGUCGUUUGAUAUUUACAGCAUGUUCCAGUGUUUAACCUUAGAUGUCAUAGGACGGUGUGCUUUUGGUUUAAGAACGGAUGCUCAAACAGAUGCUAAUGAUCCAUUCCUUACACAGAUCCGGACAUUGUUUGAUGGAAUGACAAAAUCUAUCAUACUUCCAUUAGUUAUGUUUAUGCCAUUUUUACGAUAUUUUAUCUUCGCUGUGAAGAAUAUUGUGGUUAUAUUUGGAAUGAAUCCUAUUGUUUGGUUACGUCAACAGAUGACGGAUGUUAUCAAGAUGAGGAGAGAGAUGGGAACGGGGACAAAGAUUGUUGAUCUGGUGCAGCUUAUGCUCUAUCCGGAACUAAAGGCCCGGCAUAAACAUCUGGACUCAGCCAUGAUGAAAGAGCCAAUGACAAAUAGAGAAGUUGUAGCCCAGAGCAUAACGUUCUUGUUGGCUGGAUACGAAACCACAAGCACUGGGCUGGCUUUUAUGAGUCACAUGCUGGCAAUGAAUCCUGAUAUACAGAAUAAAUUACUGACAGAAAUAGAUGAAAAAAUUGGCGAGAAAGAAGUCGAUUACGAAUCAGUUCAGAAAUUAUCGUAUUUUGAUCAAGUUUUUGAUGAAGUUUGUCGAAUGUAUCCAACUGCAUCUUUGAUUGUAACAAGACGGGCAUCUGAGACUAAAGAAUACCACGGAAUAACAAUACCAGAAGGAAUAAAUAUACAGGCUAAUAUAUGGGCUUUACAUCGCGACGCCACCUACUGGCAAGAGCCUGAAACAUUUGAUCCCGAAAGAUUUUCACAAAGAAGAAGAAGUGAGAUCCAAGGCUACACAUAUUUACCGUUUGGCGCAGGUCCUAGAGCGUGCAUAGGAAUGAGAUUUGCCAUACUGGAAACUAAAAUCGCCAUCGCAAGAGUGCUACAAAAGUUCGAAAUAUUAAAGGGAGAUAAUAUGAAGGAAGUUUUAGACGUUGAAGCUCGCGGUGCAAUCGUUCCUAAAGAUCCGGUAAAUGUCAGGGUUGUAAAACGAGUUAAAACAGAUUAUACUAUCAGCGAAGAGUGACCCGUCCGUGAGUAACCCGUCAAUAGGACCGGGAAAUUCUCGUGAAUAAAUAGUUAGCAUUCUAGUGUGUGAUUCAUGUUGCAGAAGAAGAAAGGAUAAUCAGAAGAAUAAGACAUCCGUGAUAGACUGCUGUUCAGUCAGUGACUGUGCCAUAACUGCCUGGGACGAGUUAUCUUUCCCAUGACCGGGGGAUGUUUCUUUUGUAUACAAACAUUGGAGAAAACAAUAUUUUUGUUGUCGGAAUAUAACCGCUCAAAUUUUGAAUACACCGGUGAAUACUGCUGACAA